Molecule: messenger RNA, 1404 nt
Organism: Cordyceps militaris CM01
Lineage: Eukaryota; Fungi; Ascomycota; Sordariomycetes; Hypocreales; Cordycipitaceae
Product: MFS monocarboxylate transporter, putative
Exons: 2
Coding region: 1-1404 (467 amino acids)
Biological process (GO): transmembrane transport
Cellular component (GO): fungal-type vacuole membrane
Molecular function (GO): transmembrane transporter activity
Source: RefSeq, a predicted model, not a curated record
AUGGACGUUCAGCAGGUCAACUCGCGCGUCAUCCACGAGCAGCCCGACACCGUCUACCGCGUCGUCGAGCCCCCCAUCAGCGCCUCGCACAGCAACCUCGCCGCCGACGCUGCCCAACCAGCCAGCGGCGGCGGCAACAGCAGCGGCAGCGACGACGUCGAGCGGCAGACCACCUCGUCGGCCUCGUUUGAGGAACCCUACCCCGAAGGCGGAUGGGCUGCCUGGUCCGUCGUCCUCGGCGCCUUCUUCGCCCUCUUCUCCGCCAUGGGCCUCAUGAACAGCAUCGCCGUCUUCCAGGCCUACACCCUCGACCACCAGCUCCGCGGCUACAGCGAGGGCACCGUCGGCUGGAUCUUUUCCAUCUACACCUUUCUCGCCUUUUUCGGCGGUGUCUACUUUGGUCCUAUUUUUGACAAGUAUGGGCCGCGAUGGCUGACUAUUUGCGGCGCCGUUUGCGUGACGUGCUCGAUGCUGGCGAUGAGUUUCUGCACGGAGCUCUGGCACUUCAUCCUCGCCUUUGGCGUCCUCGGCGGCCUCGGCACCUCCCUCGUCUUCACGCCGUGCAUCGCCGCCGUCGGGCACUGGUUCAAGGCGCGCCGCGGGUUCGCCACAGGCCUCGCGACAUGCGCCGGCGGCCUCGGCGGCAUCAUCUUCCCGCUCAUGCUCACGGACCUGUUUACGCGCGUCGGGUACGGGUGGGCGACGCGCGCGCUCGCGCUCGUGUGUCUGGUGUGCGGCGCCGUCGGCGUGCUGCUCGUGCGCGCGCGGCUGCCGCCCGCGCAGAACGCGACCGCGCACCCGGACCCGCGCAUCUUCCGGCAGCGGCCGUUUGCGCUCGCCACCGUGGCCAUCUUCCUGCUCGAGUUUGCGCUCUUCAUCCCGCUCGCGUACCUGUCCACGUACGCGCUGCACCACGGCUUCGGCGCCGCGUACGCGUACCACCUCGUGCCCAUCAUGAACGCCGGCUCCGUCGUCGGCCGCAGCCUGCCCGGGUACUACGCCGACGCCAUCGGCGCCUUCAACACCUGUCUGCUGAGCGUCGUGCUCUCCGUCGUCGCGUGUCUCUGCGUGUGGCUGCCGCUCGGCCACACGAGCGCCGGGCUCAUCGUCUUUGCCGUGCUGUUUGGCUUCGCGAGCGGCACCGGCAUCGCCAUCUCGCCCGUGUGCAUCGGCCGCAUGUGCAAGACGCAGGAGUACGGCCGCUACUACGCCACCACGUACACCGUCGUCUCCUUUGCCUGCCUCAUCGGCAUCCCCAUUGCCGGCAGCAUCGUUCAGGCCAACCACGGCGACUACCAGCAGCUCAUCGUCUUCACCGGCUGCGUCUACGUCGCCUCUGCCGUGUUCCUCGUCUGGGCAAAGGCCGCCCAGCUCGGCUGGGGCAACUGGCUCGCCGCGUACUGA